AUGAACAAUUUUUUAGAUGCAUAUAAUUAUAUAUUUAUAAACAAAACCCGCUUAAAUUUUUACUACCCCCUAUCACCUUUUCCUAUCUCACUUUAUCAUUUAUCUAACACCCUCCGAAUCUCCAUCAUCAGGAUAUAACAUAUACUGAGGUAUAAUAUAUUUUAUAUAUUUACCAAGCCACUCAAAAUUCCUUAUUAUAAAAAUGAAAUUCAAGUUGGUAUUUAACAAAGAAAUUCAUAUUGUCUCAUAUUGUCAAACUUGAAAAUCCAACAC
Messenger RNA from Paramecium sonneborni, 273 nucleotides. The record is from the annotation of a GenBank genome assembly. Lineage: Eukaryota; Ciliophora; Oligohymenophorea; Peniculida; Parameciidae.